Molecule: messenger RNA, 898 nt
Organism: Diorhabda carinulata
Lineage: Eukaryota; Metazoa; Arthropoda; Insecta; Coleoptera; Chrysomelidae
Product: dnaJ homolog subfamily B member 6-like
Exons: 3
Coding region: 132-833 (233 amino acids)
Molecular function (GO): Hsp70 protein binding
Source: RefSeq, a predicted model, not a curated record
GGCAAAAAUAAUACAAACUCAAAAUUCUUGUGUCAUAAAAUCGUUUGUCAAACAUUUUUGACGUACGAUUUAGGAAAAGUCACAAGUUUUAACGUUUCCUUGAAAAAUUUUCUCAAGUCCGAAAUUCUAACAUGUCCGAUUAUUACAAGGUUUUGAAAGUACCGAGAAACGCGUCUACCGACGAAAUAAAAAAAGCGUACAAAAAACUCGCUCUGAAAUGGCAUCCAGACAAAAACCCCGAUAAUAAAGAAGAAGCCACGAGACGAUUUCGAGAAAUAUCCGAAGCUUACGAAGUCUUAUCGGAUGCUAAAAAAAGAAAAACUUACGAUAAAUACGGAUCGGUGAAUCCGGGUAGAAAUUCAUCACAGAAUUAUGAGGAUUUAUUCGAUUUCGGUGGAUCUUUCCACUUUACUUUCAGGGACCCAGAAGAGGUGUUUAGGGAAUUUUUCGGUACGAGCAUGUUCGAAUUUUUGAACGACGAUUUCCCACAUCGCAGAAACAAGCACCGUUCGUCGUCGGGACAUAGUAAUAACAUGUCGUUAUUCGGUCCGAUGGGAGGGGGAUUUUUAGAUGGUUUUUUAUCUGGACACAAAGAUUUCGGAUCUGUUUUCAGUAGCGUGGAAAGUUCGUUCAGCGCUUCAAGCUCACCGAAUGGUUCGUAUACGAGGAAAGUGGCGACGGCUACUAAAGUCGUAAACGGCAAAAAAAUAACGACGAAAAAAAUUUCUGAAAACGGCAAGGAAACGGUGAUGAAAUACGAAAAUGACGUUCUAACCUCGAAAACUAUCAACGGAAUUCCUCAGAAUAUUAAACACGUGGAAUAUAAGAAUUAGGAUAAUUUAUAUAUUGAAAUUGUGAAUUACGAUUCUUUAAAAGUUAUUAAAAUAUACAAAUAUAA